Saprolegnia parasitica CBS 223.65 is the source of this 333-nucleotide messenger RNA. RefSeq lists its product as hypothetical. Lineage: Eukaryota; Oomycota; Saprolegniomycetes; Saprolegniales; Saprolegniaceae. The transcript is spliced from 2 exons. The record is from RefSeq and is a predicted model, not a curated record. Bases 1 to 333 code for a protein of 110 amino acids.
AUGCGGCCAACCAACGUCCUCGCUCGCGCGGCCGUCGACGUCUGGAAGGCGACGCUAUCGCCCCAGCGUGUCGCUGCGUGGCAGGCGCAAGACGCAUCGCUCCACCGCUUCCUCCGCGCUGCCAUUCCCGAGGCCCUCGAGCACACGGGCGAGGCCGCGUUUGACGAGCACCUCGUGGGCGUGCAAUCCGUGCUGCGCGUUUUUUGGAGCGGACGACGAUGUAUGCAAAGCCGGUCUCUUCCACUCGAUCUACGGCACCGAGGGCUUCCAGGGCUACAAGCUCCCGAUGGCCAAGCGGCCAGAGAUCCGCCAGCUCAUCGGUCGUCGCGCUGA